AGCAGGCAAAGUUUGGCCGGCGGUAGCGGCGGGUGACGGCGGCGGAGGCGACGGGGUUGCGGGUGCCGCUGCCGGUGUGGGCUCGGCUGGGGAUCGGAGCAGCCGGGCCUCGCGGGGCAGUGCAGCGGCCUCUCCGCACCCUCGCUCCUGCGUGACGCUCCCCCUCGCGGCACGGAGGGCGGGCGGGCGGCGGGCGCGGCGCGGCCAUGGCCGAGGACCCCAGCGCGUUGCCCUGGUCCAUCAACAAGGAUGACUACGAGCUGCAGGAGGUCAUCGGGAGCGGAGCGACUGCAGUGGUGCAGGCAGCCUUCUGCACUCCAAAGAAGGAGAAGGUGGCGAUUAAACGGAUCAAUCUUGAGAAGUGUCAGACAAGCAUGGAUGAACUCCUGAAAGAAAUUCAAGCCAUGAGUCAGUGCCAUCACCCCAACAUUGUAUCUUACUACACAUCAUUUGUGGUGAAAGAUGAGCUUUGGCUGGUGAUGAAGUUACUUAGUGGAGGCUCUGUUUUGGAUAUUAUAAAACACAUUGUGGCCAAAGGAGAACACAAGACUGGUGUCCUGGAUGAACCCUGUAUAGCCACAAUCCUUAAGGAGGUGCUGGAGGGGCUGGACUACCUGCAUAAAAAUGGGCAAAUCCACAGGGAUGUGAAAGCAGGAAAUAUUCUUCUUGGAGAAGAUGGCUCUGUACAAAUUGCAGACUUCGGUGUUAGUGCGUUUCUGGCCACCGGCGGUGACAUUACCAGGAAUAAAGUCAGGAAAACCUUUGUGGGCACACCUUGCUGGAUGGCACCAGAAGUUAUGGAACAGGUCAGAGGAUACGAUUUCAAGGCAGACAUCUGGAGCUUUGGCAUCACUGCUAUUGAGCUGGCCACAGGGGCAGCUCCUUACCAUAAAUACCCACCGAUGAAGGUUUUAAUGCUGACACUACAGAAUGACCCUCCGUCUCUGGAAACUGGUGUGCAAGAUAAGGAGAUGCUGAAGAAGUAUGGGAAGUCGUUUAGGAAGAUGAUUUCAUCGUGCCUACAGAAAGACCCUGAGAAAAGACCGACAGCAGCAGAACUCUUGAGACACAAGUUUUUCACAAAAGCAAAGAAUAAGGAAUUUUUACAAGAGAAGAUGUUGCAGAGAGCACCAACAAUCACUGAAAGAUCAAAAAAGGUGCGGAGAGUGCCAGGUUCCAGUGGACGUCUUCAUAAGACUGAAGAUGGUGGCUGGGAAUGGAGUGAUGAUGAACUAGAUGAAGAAAGUGAGGAAGGCAGAGCAGCAAUUUCACAGCUCAGGUCUCCCAGAGUGAAAGAACCUGUACAGAAUUCAGAGCUAUUCCCAUCAGCUGAGCCUCCAGGUCCUUCACUCAAUGCUCCAGCACAGGCACCUACUCAACUACCUCAGGCUGCAGGACCAGUCCCUGCACAACCUCAAACUGCUGUACCUCCACCUAGUCAGGCUCCUCCAGCAACCCCAGCAGCAACCCAGGCCCCACCUGCCCCUGCUGCAGCUCUGGUACAGGAGGAUACAAACAUCCCCAUCAGCCUUGUACUAAGAUUAAGGAAUUCAAAAAAAGAGCUCAAUGAUAUCCGAUUUGAAUUUACCCCAGGGAGAGAUACUGCUGAUGGCGUGUCUCAAGAACUCAUUUCAGCAGGUCUUGUUGAUGGCAGAGAUCUGGUAGUAGUUGCAGCUAAUUUGCAGAAAAUUGUGGAAGACCCCCAAGCAAACAGAUCCAUCACUUUCAAACUGGCGUCUGGUGUGGAAGGCUCAGAUAUUCCCGAUGAUGGCAAACUUAUAGGAUUUGCACAGCUCAGCAUCAGCUAAACAAUGGUCCCAGGAGAUGUUUCCCAACUGAGAACCCACGUGUGCAUAUUUGUAAUGCUUCUGUCAGCCUAAAAAAUACAAACCACUACUGCCAAAGAAUUGAACUACAGCCCCCUUCCUAGAAGCUUUAACAUUUUCCUUAGUAGGAUCACAAACCUUCCUGAAAUUUACCGAUGGUGUUUACACCUUUUGUAAACAACUCUCAUGUUUUUGUAUCUGUCAUCUCAGACAUGCAGAUCCAACACCUCAUUGCCUGCAUGUUCAUUUGAUUAUUGCCUUACUUUAAAGAGAAAUACUACUGAGUACGAAGCAGGGGGUUCCACUGCUCUGAUGAUCUUGCCUAAGUGUUUCCAUACAUGUGGUUUCUUCUUUUUCCUUUUUUUUCCACUUGCUAUUUUUGCACAAGUUUUAAUACCAACCGGAUCUCUUUAGUUCUUUACCUGCUUCUCCUUCUGUGUGAUGCACCGAUGUACAUGUUGUUUGGGUCACCUGGAGUGCUGAGAAAUCUGCUUCUCUUCAACUGUGUCUUUCGAAACUGCUGAUUUCAAUGCUUGCACUUAAGAAAGCAAGCCAAGUCUUAACCCACGGGAGGGGAAACCACCUUCCCUUGUGUUUUGGAGAGUUUCCUUGAUUUUGAAGUGUUAGAAGUCAGCUUCCCUUUGUAAACUGCCUUAAUUUUUUUUAUUCUUCCGUUUUGGUUCUCUCCACAUGAGUGCCAGGCAUGGCAUGAGGGCUGAACCUUUUCAUUUACUUUAAGCAGUCCUUCCUCAAAGUAUCUUUCAUUCUGCAGCUUAGAUGUAGUCUGUUCUUGAAGCAGAGCAAUGAGGCGUUGCUGUUGGGAAACUGGUCCUUCAGAUGAUCAACUAAUUAUUCAUGGUCAGAGGCAGAGGAGAUCUGGGUCACUCUGCAUUUGGAAAAGAUGAUGCACUUCCAAGUCAUCCUGAACCCCAGCCUGAAAUGCCUGGCUGCGCCAGUCCUUCCCACAUGUUUCCCACUCCCUUGCAAACUGGUACCCGUGGAACCGUCCCUGUUGCGUUUCACAGCAAUAAAGAAUCCCCAGCAGAGUGGCAGCACUGGCCUGUGUCCCUCCUGCACUAACAGCUUGGGCCAUCAGCUUCCUCGUCCGCCCAAGCCUCCACGUUGGAUCAGGAUGUCACUGAGAGCCUGUCACACACCUCUGUAGCUUUGCUUUGUGUGUGGUGUUGAGUUUGAGUUUCUGCAUCCAUCGUAUACAUUAUCCUCUGAGUUUGAUAAGACACACUUGUAAUGCAGUAUGUGAAUAACAGAUGGUGGUGAUUUGGGGUUUUUUUCUUGCUGCUUCACAAUUGGCCUUUACCUGCUAUUGACUCUGGAGUGUUUUUCACACAGGAACUGUAGGUCUGCCAUUUAUCAGGCAAGUGGAAGCGUGUUUGGUUUCCAUCAGCCACCAACAAUGCAGAAAGAGAGGGUUAGAGUGGAAUGGCUGGGUGCAGUUAGGACUUUUUCUUAUUGCCAAGUCUUCAGAUGAACAACCUGCAUUUACAUAUUGUAAUGUAAAUGUGUAAAUGUCUGUGAGCAGCUGUGAAGUCUCCUGAGUUGUGUGUGUUCUUUAUAUACUGCCCCUGUUGCUUUUAGCCUCAUGGUGGAUACUAAGUGUGUCCCCAUAGGCUAUUUGCAGCCUCGUGGCAGGUGAGUGCGAGGGGUUGGAGAGGCAAAAGAGGAUUUGGGAACAAGAGUGUCCCAGGGUGCUGAGCAGGUGCUCUUAAAGCCCAAGAAGGGGAUGCCCAAUACCAAGGAGUUGGUAGCGGUUGGAUUUGCUAGGGGCCUGUGUGUGCACUGAUGUGUGGCACCUCUGGGAGCAUUUUCUCCUGUUGUCUGACACAAAUCACUCCCUAUGGCAUCCCCCACUGAGCUUCUUGGCCUGGGAAGAGCAGACUGCCACCUCGAUUUUCAUGUCACCCUGGAGCUUAUACAGACGUAUUGGAAACCUUUAGGAUACAGAGACAAGAUAGUCUUGGUACAGUAUUAUUUUCCCUUCUGCCCGCAUGCCAUGGGGACCUUGUUCAUUUGUGUACUGGUGCUGACAAAGGUAAGACUCAGACUGCUCAAAUGGAACAAUGCAGCAUCUAUUUAUUAAGUUAUUCCCCACCUUCCCAAAGCCAGGUCUUGGAAAGUUUGAGCUCACACUAAAUCAAGGCUCCCUAUUUCCUUAAUGGAGAAAAUGAGUGAGGAAAAAAUGGAUGUGUUUUGUUCUGCAGAGCUCCCGAUGUUUUGGGUAGGGAUUGGGAAUAUUUACUUGGGCUAUUACAGUUGUGGACAACUGUCUUUCUGAUGUCGUUCCAGUAAGUGCCAAUGCUGUUCAUAAUUGUUUUCCAGUGUCAUUAAGCAUUUGGGUUUUGUGCAAAUUUCUCAUCUAAACCUGGAAGCAGGUGGAAAUUUAAUGUUAGUUCCUACUUUUAAGGACUAUGCUCUGUUAAUGAAAACGGAUCCUCUUCAGAACUUUGGUGUAUUGUAGAUUAUAAUGAAAGAUGUAAAAUAUUCAGGCUUUUUUUCCUUUUUUGGACUUUGUAUUUUACUGCAUGUCUCUAAUUUUUAAUCAAUAAAGAACAAAUUGUCCAUU
Messenger RNA from Pogoniulus pusillus (Red-fronted tinkerbird), 4407 nucleotides. RefSeq names its product oxidative stress responsive kinase 1 (gene OXSR1). Gene Ontology annotation, molecular function: ATP binding; protein serine/threonine kinase activity. Gene Ontology annotation, cellular component: cytoplasm. Bases 207 to 1808 code for a protein of 533 amino acids. The record is from RefSeq and is a predicted model, not a curated record. Gene Ontology annotation, biological process: protein phosphorylation. NCBI's taxonomy places the organism in Eukaryota, Metazoa, Chordata, Aves, Piciformes, Lybiidae. The transcript is spliced from 18 exons.